Messenger RNA from Phytophthora sojae, 843 nucleotides. RefSeq lists its product as hypothetical. Lineage: Eukaryota; Oomycota; Peronosporomycetes; Peronosporales; Peronosporaceae. The record is from RefSeq and is a predicted model, not a curated record. Bases 1 to 843 code for a protein of 280 amino acids. The transcript has 3 exons.
AUGGUGAAGCCCAAUCGGCUCCCGCUGUACGAGUCGCCCCUAUCAUCCGCUGAGGAGAUUUCCGACAAUGAAUAUGUAGAUAGUGAUGAUGUUUGCAGUGAGGACCUCAGUGAUACUGGCUCUGCGGGCGAGGGGAUGUACGAUGACUUGUUCUCGUCGGACGAGGAGCCGGAGGAGCCACACUGGGACCCAGACACCACGCUGCGUUGGGACGUUUGGCAGAUCGACGACUUCAUCAUGAUCGAGCCGCCCAACGAGAAGGAGGGCGGCAUCCCUAUCAGUAAGACCUUCGUCAGCGUGCUGUGGGAUUGGCGUCCGAAGCCUACUAGCAAACGCUACCGCUCGUUGGAGCCGCUCGAGAAUAUGUUGGAGACUCACCGCGAGGAGUGCUGGCUGGCGCUGCGCUUCAAGAACAGCAGGAUGGAGCACUUCCGCGAGUUUUGCAAGACUGACUGGUACGGCAGGGCCAUCAUUGCUGCAGGCGAGGACUACUCCUGCAUGUUUCGGGCUAUGACAGUUGCGGCCAACCUUCUCGAGCGCCCCAACCUGGUUCCGCAGACGGUGAUCGAUGAUUUCUUCGCCGAGGCUAAGAGCAAAUUCGACAACAACUACGUCCAAGGAGAGCGUCGCGGGCCGCGUGUGUUGAGCGAGCUGACUCCGGACAAGGGUGUUACGGAUGGACUGUACAUCGUGGCGGCUUACAACGUCCGAUUCGUGGGCCAUGCAGUUGUGCUUCGCGUGGCGGACGGGGGCCAGUGCAAGACCAUUAUCGACAAGGGCAAGGAGAAGCCUGUGGAGGAGUGUCGCUGGAUGAACUUCUUCGCAUUUUCUGAGUCCGUAUAA